Wyeomyia smithii (pitcher-plant mosquito) is the source of this 3509-nucleotide messenger RNA. RefSeq names its product ATP-binding cassette sub-family D member 1 (gene ABCD). The transcript is spliced from 8 exons. Gene Ontology annotation, biological process: long-chain fatty acid import into peroxisome; peroxisome organization; very long-chain fatty acid catabolic process. NCBI's taxonomy places the organism in Eukaryota, Metazoa, Arthropoda, Insecta, Diptera, Culicidae. The record is from RefSeq and is a predicted model, not a curated record. Gene Ontology annotation, molecular function: ATP binding; ATP hydrolysis activity; long-chain fatty acid transmembrane transporter activity. Bases 776 to 3043 code for a protein of 755 amino acids. Gene Ontology annotation, cellular component: peroxisomal membrane.
GUAGUACAUCGGAAACAGCGGAAGCGAACGCUUGUAGCUUAUCAUUUUGAGCUAUUUAUCGGAAAUCGGACCGUGAAGUAAGUUGUGCGGGGAAUCGUCGUGACGCACCGCAUGUGCACGCAAAAUGUGUUCUUAACUAAGGAAAGAAUAUUGAAAGUCGAUCUCUUUUGCAUCCUUCACUGAGCAAAAUGGUCUGUGAUAAUCGGAAUAAAAUGAAUAAAACGAAAGUAGAGCAAUUAUAUAUUAUGCGAAAUUAUUUGUGGUGGUCUGGAUGCUGGUGCGGGACUUUCUUCAAGUGAGAGUAAUAUGAUUUAACACGGAUUCCAAGAAAACAGACAUUUAAAGUGUGAUUUUAUGGUAGAAUCGAAAAUACCUUCGAGUGGUGUGUGCCUAUGUAUAACUAAAUACAGUAGUGAUAAUUGCCGGACAGCAAGUUCUCGGCGAUUUCCCUUGUACGUGUCGAUACUUCAAGGAUAGUGGAUUCUAAUGUGCCUUCAAGCUGCCGUAUAGUGUUGAGGUGAGAUGGAAUGCAAAGGACUUAGUUAGGCCCUUUAGGAUGUACUGUUUUCCGUCGUUACUCAACUGAUACAACGCUACAACCGAAACGCCUCGUGGAUUAGCCGUUUUCUCCGUUUUCAUUUGCUGGCUGCGCUGAACAUUCGAGACUAUGGACCUGCUGGAUAGGAUGGGCUGAAAGCGCAAACAGUUUUUAUUUCUGAUUCUGCAACACGUAUUAGUAGUUUCACUUCGGAUAGCGAUUGAAACCCCAUUCAAAAUGCCGACGGUUAUUUCCAAAUUCGCUAAGCAGUCCUUCGACAAGCUUGAGGAGCUGGGCUGCUCCCGUGAGCUGGUUUCGAAGGGCCUAGUGUCCACUGCGCUGCUGGCGUACUGUUUGAAAAUUUCCUAUCCCUACGUAAGGCAGCAGUUCGGCCAGACUGCGAAGCCAACGGUCGCACCAUGUGAUAACGGUUUGAGCAGAAACGAAAACAAUAACCUCACUAAGGUGCAACCAGAAGAUCCGGAAGAGAAGAUCGAGAAGAUAAUUAUCGAGAAGAAACGACGGCGGAAAAAGGUGCCUGGCCUUAACCUCGAGUUCAUACUGCAGCUGAGAAAGCUUAUUCGGAUUAUGAUCCCGAGUGUGCUGUGCGAGGAGACGGGUCUGCUGGCGGUGCACACCGUGUGCCUCGUGUCGCGAACCUUCCUCAGCAUUUAUGUUGCAGCGAUGGAGGGUGCCAUAGUGAAGUAUAUCGUGCGAAAGGAUGUGAAAAAUUUUGUGUUGAUGCUGCUCAAGUGGUUCGGCAUUGCAAUACCGGCAACAUUCGUCAACUCCAUGAUCCGGUAUCUGGAGAACAAGUUGGCUGUGGCUUUCAGAACUCGUCUGGUUAAUCAUGCCUACGAUUUGUACUUCAAGAACCAAACCUAUUACAAGGUGUCGAACCUUGACGGACGCAUCGAAAACGCUGAUCACCGCUUGACCGACGACGUUUCGACCUUUUCCAGCUCGGUCGCUCACCUGUACAGUUCCCUGACGAAACCAUGCUUCGAUCUGAUGCUGAUUGGAAUUGCUAUGGCACGUUCGUCACGGCAAAUGAAAGCGAACAUUGUAAUGGGACCGGCGCUGGUAAUGAGUGUGAUUGGCGCGACGGCACAUAUUCUGCGGGUGGUGUCACCCAAAUUCGGUCAGCUCGUAUCGGAAGAGGCUAACCGCAACGGCUAUCUACGCCACGUGCAUUCGAAGAUUAUCACGAACGCCGAGGAGAUCGCUUUUUAUGGCGGACACAAGGUGGAACACGCACAACUGCGAGAUGCGUACGCUCGCUUAGUAAACCAGAUGAAUACCAUCUUCACCCAGAAAUUGUGGUUCAUCAUGUUAGAGCAAUUUUUUAUGAAAUACGUCUGGUCUGGUACCGGAAUGGUUAUGGUUUCUUUACCGAUUUUAACAACCAGUGGUCUUCCAAAUGAUACGUCUAAAAGUAGUACAAUUAACUCAAAUUCUGAGUACGGCGUUAGUGAGCGAACUCAAUACUUUACGACUGCAAGGAAUUUACUGUUGAGUGGAGCGGAUGCAAUAGAACGUCUCAUGUCCUCUUACAAAGAAAUUGUUGCACUCGCUGGUUACACUAGUCGCGUAGCCGGAAUGUUCGAAGUUUUUGACGAGGUUUCUCGGGGAAUUUAUCGGAAAACAGUCGUUACUCCAGACCGGAACAUUGGUGGUAUUCUGGAAUUCAAGGAUGGCCAACCCAUAGCAAAAGGCGAAAUCAUCUGCAACGAGUUUGAGGGGGAGAUGACGAUAUCGUUGGAAAAUGUGCCUGUAGUGACACCAAACUGCGACAUCGUGGUUUCUAGUUUAACGUUGACCAUAAUGCCGGGAAUGCAUUUACUGAUAACGGGUCCUAACGGCUGUGGUAAAUCAAGCUUAUUCCGCAUCCUCAGCGGUCUGUGGCCAAUAUACGCUGGGACGUUGCGAUUGCCAAAACCCGCGAAAGGAAAACCUUGCAUGUUCUAUAUUCCUCAGCGUCCGUACAUGUCCUGCGGCAGCUUACGGGAUCAGAUCAUAUAUCCGGACACGCGGAAAGAAAUGACCAAGAAAAACAUCACAGAAUACCAGCUAAGGGAGAUUAUGAGAAUGGUUUCGUUGGAGCACAUAAUCGAUCGGGAUAGCUUCGACGAAAUUCGUGACUGGAAGGAUACCCUAUCUGGUGGUGAAAAACAACGGAUGGCGAUGGCGAGGCUGUUCUACCACAAGCCCCAAUAUGCCCUGCUGGAUGAAUGUACCAGCGCUGUAUCGAUCGAUGUCGAGAGUUCAAUCUACGAAACAGCGAAAUCCAUGGGAAUCACAUUAUUAACAAUUACCCACAGGCCAACAUUAUGGAAAUUCCACACUCACAUACUGGAGUUCGACGGCCAAGGUGGGUGGGUAUUCGAACAGCUUGCCAAGGAUGCUCAGCAAAUGGUUCCUAACUCUGGACGUCAGAGCAUAUAUCAGAAUCACAAACCCUUCACGGAAACUUCGGAGAUGGCGAGCACGACAGCUUCGGCUUGAUUUGAGUGACCACAGUGCUUGCUUCAAAUGAACCGUGUUGCAUGAUGGCCCAUCACAAAAAACAUCGAGAUUAUCCAACAUUACACACAAUCUGUGACAAUUUUAGCAAAAUUUCCUAGCCUUGUAGAUUAUUUUAGUACAAUGCAGGUGACAAGGUAGCCUAACUGCUGUAUAAUUAUGAGCCGACGAAAGAAGCGUUUCGGAAUUUGGAUUGGAAGUGAAUGAUAGGUUCAUCGGUGGAGGAAUCGCUUCAUUUAAUAGAGCGAACUAACGAAUUUAAACACUUUUGGUACCAACUGUGAACAAAUGUGAACAUAUCGCAGGUUAAUGGCUUCCGGCGCGGUAUGUUUUUGUUGAUGGAACGCAACGUAGUUGUUUGAAGGUAAAUGAUUUGUAAAGUUAUUGUAAAGUAGAAUUUUUACAAAAUGAUUUAAGAAUAAAGUCAGUGAGAAAGUAACGUUAGUUA